UGCUCCCACCGCGCCUUCUCUUGAGAUCUCUAUAAAGUGGCGUGGAAAGCGGAUUAGGCAUUCCGAUUUAGAACCCGCGCCUCUUUAGGCGCCUGGGGAACUGGGAGGCGGCUUCCUAAGAAUACUGAGAAGAAUACUGUGUACAGUUCUGGUCGCCUCACCUAAAAAAAGAAAGAAAGAAAGGCUGUUGCAGCGCAUCAAAGGUUCAGAAAGCGGCAACCAAAAUGAUCGAGGAGACCGGGCGGGCCUGCUUAGUGCGGGCUCACAAAACCCAGGAUAAUAAGAGAUCGAAAUAAUAAGGGAGACAUAAGCAAACAAUGCUUGUCAUGGCAAAGGGGUGUCAGCCGGAAGUUCUCGGCACCGAGUAAUUGUGCACCUGGACCUGGAUUGUUUUUAUGCCCAGGUGGAAAUUAUCUGCAAUCCUGAAUUGAGAAGUAAACCUUUAGGUGUGCAGCAAAAACACUUAGUAGUCACCUGUAAUUAUGAAGCCAGGAAUCUUGGAGUCAAGAAAUGUAUGUCUGUGAAAGAAGCAAAAGAAAAGUGUCCAGAACUGAUGUUGGUUAAUGGAGAAGAUCUGACAAAAUACCGGGAAAUGUCUUAUAAAUUUACAGCAUUGUUGGAAGAAUUUACUCCACUGGUGGAAAGGCUUGGGUUUGAUGAAAAUUUUGUAGAUGUCACUGAGAUGGUAGAAAUGAGGCUGGAACAAUGGAAAAAAGAUGCUUUUUCUGAAAUCUCUCUCUCAGGCCACAUAUAUAAUAAUCAGACAGUCAGCUUACAUGAUCCCAUGCACAUAAGAUUAGCCGUGGGGUCUCAGAUUGCAGCAGAGAUGAGAGCUGCCAUGUACGACAGGCUGGACCUGACAGGCUGCGCAGGAGUGGCCUCUAAUAAACUACUCUCCAAAUUGGUAUCGGGGAUCUUUAAACCCAACCAGCAAACUGUUCUGUUGCCUGAGAGUCAGCAGGACCUCAUGGCCAGCCUUGAUCACAUGAAGAAAGUGCCUGGUAUCGGCUAUAAAACUGCAAAGCGCCUUGCAACGCUGGGACUUUCCACAGUGUGUGAUGUCCAGAUGUGCCCAGUUGCAGUACUGGAGAAAGAGCUGGGAGCUUCGGUUGCCCAACAUGUCCAGAAACUCAGCUGGGGAGAAGAUGACUCCCCAGUCACCCCAUCAGGGCCCCCUCAGUCUCUUAGUGAUGAAGACUCCUUUAAAAAGUGUUCUUCCGAAGGUGAAGUGAAAAAGAAAAUUGAGGAGCUGCUUGCUAAUCUUUUGGACAGGUUACACAAGGAUGGAAGAAAGCCACAUACGAUACGAUUAACCAUUCGGCGAUUUUCCCUGACCAAUAAGUGGUUUAAUCGGGAGAGCCGUCAGUGCCCUAUUCCAUCUCAUGUGGUCCAGAGGAUUGGAACAGGUGACUCCACCGUCAAGAUCCAUCUGGUUGCUAUCCUCAUGAAACUAUUUCAUAAGAUGAUAAAUGUGCAAGUUCCAUUUCAUCUGACACUCCUGAACGUCUGCUUCUCCAAUCUUAAGGCCCCUUCUACCUCUUCCAAGCACUGUAUUGGGUUUUAUUUGAAUCGCUCAUCGCCCUCUUUUAAGUGCAGCAAACUUGUUCCGAAAAUGGAAGGUAUGAGUGCAGAACAAAUAACUCCAGAAGAUCAGGUGGACUGUUGUGAAGCUUUCUCAGGGGUGAGAGACACACAAGCUACAAAAGCAUCACUGGAGAGUCCUGGCCCCUCAAAAGAUACCUGCGUUCUUGAGUUCCCCCUUCAUUUACUUCCUGCAGGCGUUGACUAUGAUGUGUUUAAUCAGCUUCCGAGGGAAAUUAAGGAGGAAAUUAUUUCUAGCCAAAAGGCAGUAAGAGAUUCUGCAGUAACUCUUCUGAAUCAGGCGUUACCUGUCUCAAGGGAAGAAUUGUUGGACAAGGUGCAUGACAAGAUGAGCCCUGUUUCUUUGAGUUCUGGAAGCAUCCCUCAGAACAUUAGCUCUUUGGCAUGUUGGGACAUGGCAUCCACCAAUGAGGGGCUACCGCUGGCAAUGUACACUUGUCCCCCCAAGUGCCUUGGUUCUCAGCACAGCCUUCUUCAGGCUGCUGAGAAUGCAGCAGUCACUGACUCUACAAGAUCUGCAGGUGUUAAAAGCUUGCCCCCAGUUCCAUCUUGGCCUUCUUUUCUGCAGUCCUGUAGUCCGGAGGGGCAGAAGCACCUGGAAGAAGAAGCCCAUGAUGGAGGUUGGAAAGGGAGUUCAAAACUUGUCCUUCCUCCAAAUGUUGACCCCAAAACAUUUUCUGAGUUACCUACUGAGAUGCAGAAGGAGCUGUUGGCGGAGUGGAAGAGUCAGGACCCUGUAUCCAAAAUGCACGCCGGCAAAACUCAAGACAAGCUCAAAAGGAAAAAGAAAGGGUGCAGUUCUCCUCCCUGCUCAAACAGUUUGUUGAGAUACUUUAAACCAAAAUGAUUAUUGUAUACACUGAGGUAUUCGUUGAGGCUAUUUAUGCAGAAACUGAGGGGCUGAUACAGUUGAACUCUAGGAUGGCAGUGGCACUAUUUUAGGCAGCAAUUGAGGAGGACGGUUCUCUUUUCAAUUCCUCCUCAUAUUAAAAACAAGCAGUACCACAGAGA
Molecule: messenger RNA, 2613 nt
Organism: Rhineura floridana
Lineage: Eukaryota; Metazoa; Chordata; Lepidosauria; Squamata; Rhineuridae
Gene: POLI
Product: DNA polymerase iota
Exons: 10
Coding region: 515-2449 (644 amino acids)
Biological process (GO): translesion synthesis
Molecular function (GO): damaged DNA binding; DNA-directed DNA polymerase activity
Source: RefSeq, a predicted model, not a curated record